Messenger RNA from Moneuplotes crassus, 634 nucleotides. The record is from the annotation of a GenBank genome assembly. Lineage: Eukaryota; Ciliophora; Spirotrichea; Euplotida; Euplotidae.
AUACCAGAUCAAGGAGAAGAGCAUCCUGUAUAAGCCGUAAGCAUGUUCAUGAUUCUUAGACACAAAUAAAUCCCCACUGAAAUCAUAUAUAAAGCAGCUAAAAUCAAAGAUAGGAACUUUGGAGGAACACCCUGAACUUGAGAUAAACAAUGGCAAUAAUGGCUGCGAUUAUGACUCUAACCAAAAGAUGACCAACUGGAUGUCUGAUAGGAACUACAAUAAAUACAAAAGUUUAGAGAAUCACUCAAUGUUGCUAAAUAAGCAACUGAGGAGAAGAAAAAGGAAUAGAAUGAGCACUGGAGGGCUUGCUAACAAGUUUAAAUUUUCAGAUGAUCAGUGAGAUGGGUUGAAAUUGCUCAGAUUAAAAUUACCAAAGAUAGACGAAGGUUUAAGAAAAUAAGUCAUUGAUUGCUUCUCAAGACAAUUUAAUUGCUAAUCAAACUCCUUCAAGUCCUGCCUCAAGUUGUCUCGCUCCAAAUGUCAGCUAUGUUUCUGAAGGAUUUGAUCCAGCAUCUCAAACAAGACAAGAACCAGAGCCAGUCUACAUGAACGUAGUGAUAAAAAGAAACCUUGGUCGAAAGGACUACGGUUAGCUUAAUGAAGUUUGCCAAAGUAUCUCAUUUAAGAUGUAUGU